AUGGCAGCCGCCCAAGCAUCACAGACCAACGGCGUCCCAGACAACUCGGUGGGGAAGUCGGGCGCAAACCAAGCAGAAAAGAGUGCCUGGACAGUCGAGAGCGUCCUCUCUGAGAUAACGCCCCGCUACGCCGAAAACACAGAUUCACCCGUUCCCUUCUUCCACCUCCUCGAGCGCCUCAAGACGACCAAGCGCGCUGGCUGGCGGCGCUUCGGCAUCCUCGACUGCGAAUCAAUCUCAGACCACAUGUACCGCAUGAGCAUCCUCACCAUGAUGGCACCCUCGUCGAUUGGCUCCAAGCUCGAUAUACUGAGAUGUUGUCGCAUGGCGCUUAUUCAUGACAUGGCAGAGAGCCUGGUCGGGGACAUCACGCCUGUGGACCCGGUGUCCAAGGAAGAGAAGAGCCGCCGCGAAUCAGAGACGAUGGAUUACAUAUGCACCAAUCUUCUGGGGAAGUUCAACGGGGGCCUGAAUGGGAAGGAAAUCAGGCAGAUCUGGCAGGAGUAUGAGGACAGCGAGACACCAGAAUCGCUGUUCGUACACGACAUUGACAAGAUCGAAUUGCUGGUCCAGAUGGUCGAGUACGAGCGAUCCAGCAAGUGCGAGCGCGACUUGGGCGAGUUUACAUGGGUUGCGCAGAAGAUCCAGAGUGACGAAGUAAAGACUUGGGCAGAGCAAGUUUUCCGUGAACGGCAAGAAAUGUGGAAGCAAGCAGGCAAGACGCCGAGCUGGAGAGCGGAUACGGAGCCAAAGGCAACGUCAUAA
This is a messenger RNA of Cucurbitaria berberidis CBS 394.84, 765 nucleotides long. RefSeq lists its product as uncharacterized. Lineage: Eukaryota; Fungi; Ascomycota; Dothideomycetes; Pleosporales; Cucurbitariaceae. The coding region runs from base 1 to 765 and encodes 254 amino acids. Gene Ontology annotation, cellular component: cytoplasm. Gene Ontology annotation, molecular function: 5'-deoxynucleotidase activity. The transcript is spliced from 2 exons. The record is from RefSeq and is a predicted model, not a curated record.